AUGGCGGCUGCGGAUCCACACAAGAGCUCGUCAGGCCAGAUCAGCCAAGGCCGCGUCGAAAUCCCUCCGCACAUUGUCGCGGAAGCCAUGGCCGCGCUUCGCGGCAACAAGGGCGAGCCGGCGCUCGACGUGCGCUGGUCCGCACCGAUCUCCGAUAACGAAAUGCGCUACGUGGAAGAUUACGUCAAAGCGCGUUACCCGGCGAUUUUCACGGAGUGCAUCGUGGGGCUUGGCUUCCCCAUGCCGUGCGUGUUAGAGGAGCCGGACGGCGGCGGGUAUCGCGGCGGGAAUGGCGGCGGGUACGGCGGGGGAUUGUCCCCCAUGGCGGAGCUACUCGCGAUGGAUGACGAGGAGGGGGACGCGGAGGGGGAAGGGGGAUACGGCGGAAUGGGCGGACCGGGCGCCGUCUUCGGAAGGAGUAACAGCACCGUAAGCGCGGGGGGGAGCAGCAGCGGAACGGCCUCUCCGCAGUUCCGCGCACACAGCACCAGUCCCACAGCGGCGGGGGGAGGAAACGUGGUUCCGCUGAUGCGCGACUCGCUGCAGCAGCAAAAGCAGCAGAUGGAGCAGCAGAUGCAGCAGCAGAAACAGCAGAUGGAGCAGCAGCGCAAGAUGAUGCAGCGCAACGGUCCUCCUCCAUCGUUCUCCGCGUCGUCCCCGUCGGAAAACAAGUCGCGGCUCUUCUCGCGCUUCGUCCCGUCGGGAACGGUCACCGCGACUCAGCCGGGGCGCGCGCUGCUGAACCCGAGCAGACUGCGGGACAUCCUGGUGGAGAGUCGGGACGUGCUGGACCUCUCAAUGAGCGUCUCUGUCACGGAGCUACACGCAAGGAGGCGCAUUCUGCAGCAGUGUGGUGUGGAGAGUGAGGAGUACCACAUUGUCUUCACGCCCUCGGUGCAGGAAGCCAUGGUGCUGGUCGCUGAGGCGUACCCCUUCCACCGCCACAACGUGUUCCUGACAGCUCUGGAUCAGACCGAUGAUAGCAUCAGCAUGUUCGCCACGCACAAGGUGGGUUUCUCUGGCAGAUGCUUGCUUUCUUGCGUGCGUGCGGCGUGGAGAGGGAGGAUAGAGAGGAGAGGGGGGUUAGAGAGGAGAGGGCGGUGCAUGGAGAGUGAGGAGUACCACAUUGUCUUCACGCCCUCGGUGCAAGAGGCCAUGGUGCUCGUGGCUGAAGCAUACCCCUUCCACCGCCACAUCGUGUUCCUCACCGCUCUGGAUCAGACCGAUGACAGCAUCAGCAUCGAGGAGAGGGAGAGGAGGGAGGAGUGCAUGGAGAGCGAGGAGAGGGAGAGGUGGGAGGAGUGCAUGGAGAGCGAGGAGAGGGAGAGGAGGGAGGAGUGCAUGGAGAGCGAGGAGAGGGAGAGGAGGGAGGAGUGCAUGGAGAGCGAGGAGAGGGAGAGGAGGGAGGAGUGCAUGGAGAGAGAGGAGAGGGAGAGGAGGGAGUAG
Molecule: messenger RNA, 1446 nt
Organism: Closterium sp. NIES-65
Lineage: Eukaryota; Viridiplantae; Streptophyta; Zygnematophyceae; Desmidiales; Closteriaceae
Source: the annotation of a GenBank genome assembly